GCGUUCGCGGUCACAAAGCGAGCAAACGCCGCAGUGACGGCAAGCAGCAGAGCAAAGAUCAGAGUAGACCUUGGGGGCGACCAGUGCAGACGGCCCGUGACUUGCGUCGAACGCUUCGAUCAUUCGAAAAGACGGUGCGUUGCCAGCAACCCAUCACUUCGCCCUGACAGUUCACUUCCGCGAUUGCAACAUAAAAAAAAGACUCUGCUUGGAAAUUUCUACCUGGACGUGACUUUCCACAGCGCUGCUGGACAUCUGCGGAACAUUGCGCGUUCGUCUUGGUGAGUGAGAUUUCUUCGAAACUUCCUGGGAGUUCCCCUGCUGAACAUCCCACCGAAUGACCGAAGGAAAGGAACUGUAUAAGACUGCUUCGUGGGACUAACAGACUGCUUAUACAUUUCAGAAAGUGCUGACGCGUCAUAACCACCUGAGAAAGUGAGUCCUCGAGGAGACGGCAGUGUCUGACGAUGUUGGAAAAGUCCCCAAGCUUACUCAAGACUGUCUGAAGACAGCGCGAAGCUCAAGUCGAGGACAGGUUCUUUACAAAAGCCCUGGCAACAAUGUUCUCGGCCUCUUGCAAGGCUGCCUCAUGUCUUCCUCAAGACCCAAGACAGAAGUAGAAGACAUUGCCUGAAGACAGCAAAGACAGUGAGUUCGCUCAAAUUUCGAGUUUUCUCAAGAUUGAGGGCCUUCAAAGUUUUGCGAAGCUUUUAGGUACACGCCAAAGCUAACCCUCGAAUUACCUCAAGAUUCAAGUUUGCUCAAGACUCAAGCCUUCCGCACAGUCUUGCAACGUCGACGAAGAUUCCAAGUUUUAAGGCUUCGUAAAGAAGGAAAGACAGAACUGUGAAGACGACCGGAGUGUGAAAAAUCUUCCGCCUACUGGAAGAAGGAGAUCCGAGGCGGACAACCAGACUCCUGAACACUGUGCAACGCAAGUUUGUGCUGGGCUAGCUUAACUGACGUUGUGUUUACAGGUGAAUGACUUGGAGAGGAUUGCCGAUUGUCGCAACCAAAGGUGCAACUUGGAUUAAUCACUGACGUCAAUGCAGUUACUACGCGUUGCCCUUCGGUGCACAUCUCGGACACAUUCGUAGCUAUUGAGUACGAUACUAUAUCUGCCAGAUACAAAAGGCUGAUUUGCUUUUCGAACUACCGGUGGCCCGCUAUCUCGUUACGAACACUGCGCACACAUGAAUCGUUGUCGGUGACGGUGGUGCAUUACGGGUACAAUUCAGCGCGCAUAAAUCGUGGAACCGUUUACUGUGCAUUGGAUUUAUGCACCGUUGGUCACUAUCUUUGUGAGGACUUUGUAUAAUCAGGUUCGCUGCCACAGGCGAAUGGAGUGUCCACUUUCUUGACUGUAUAUACACAUCUUCAAACGAACUCUUUCAACACAGCCGUAACCAUGGUAGCCGAGGAGAACGGAAAGCCGGUCAAGAACGGCUCGUUGAAGAAAAGCAACGGCUCACAAGGGAACGAUGUGGUCAAGAAGGCCGUCUUCAUUACGGGUUGUGACACGGGUUUCGGCCACGAGCUCGCCAAGCGUCUGGACGCCGCGGGUUUCCAAGUGCUCGCGGGCUGCCUCAACCCAUCCUCAGAGGGUGCCACCAUGCUCAGGGACUUUUGCUCGGCCUCGCUGCGCGUCCUGCACCUGGACGUGACGCGCGAGGAGCACUUCCGGCGAGCCUCCAAGACUCUGGCCGCCGAGCUCGGACCCAGGGGGCUCUGGGCGGUGGUUGCCAACGCGGGUAUGAUGAGCGCCGGCGAGCUGGAGUGGGGAAGCCUGGACGCUGCCCGCUACCUGUUCGAGGUGAACGUGUUCGGUGUCGUGAACACGGUUCGAACCGCGCUACCUUUCCUGCGCCGACAGCCAGGAUCCAGGGCCGUCAUCGUCGCCAGUGUAGCUGGUCGCCUCACGUAUCCUGGCCUGGCCUUCUACUGCAUGUCCAAGCACGCCGUGAUCUCCCUCGCCGACGGUCUCAGGCGUGAAAUGCGCAAGUGGGACAUCCUCGUCUCGACCAUCGAGCCCGUACUUUACAGGACCAAGAUGGCGAUGCCCGAGCACAUCCAGUGCACGGUCGACCAGUCCUGGCAGGACACCCCGGCCUCGGUGCGCGACGUGUACGGCAAGACGUACUUCGAGCAGUUCCGAUCCCGUUGCCUGGACUUCCUAUCGCGGCGCUGCCGCGAAGACCUCUACGAGGUCGUCGACAACAUGGUGCACGCCGUGAGCUCGCGCCGGCCGCGCCGGUCCUACUUCUGCGGUGGCGCCAAGGACAAGUUCCGAUUGGCCCUGCUCCGGCUCCUCUCCGUGAACACGGUGGACCGCCUGCUCUGCUCCAUCAACCAGAGUCACGUGGGCCGCUCCAUAUCCGACGGCUAGCUAUGGGUCUCCGCACGGGUCCCCUGGUAUAGCCACGGCGCAGCCUAUUCCACGAGUGUGGUCGUUCCUGUGAGGGCGGGCUUAAAGUGCACCUCCUAACCACACUCAUCCAUAAUAUGCGCUGUAUUUGGGCACAAGGAUAGUGACAUAUACGUCAUAGAUACUCUAGGAGCUUUGCGUAUGUGCAUAUACUAUAAAAGUGGAAGGAGGAAACACAUUUAUUAGCACGAAAGAAGUGGCUUUGGUGCGGGACCAGCUUGUUCCGCAAGUUCCAUCUAGCAGUGCUGGCUGCCCUCAGUCCAGGGCGCCGCAGGCAGUUGCCGCUCUGCGUGCCCUGUCGAUCAAACUGACUUGAUCGUCAAGGCUUUCGCUGGUCAGCAACUCCUCCCACCGCUCCAGACUCGCUUGGUCAAUGGAGGGGGGGGGGGGGGGGCAGGCCGAGGAUGGCUUGGCAUGUCCAUGUAGUGCGCAUUAAUGUUGGCUUCUCAGAGGGCAUAUGCGCACCUGAACGGUGAACUAAGCCCAGGGAAAAUAGACAUUGUCGCUAAAGAAACUUGAAGCACAGGCUUGGGCCGGAAAUGUUCAAGUGGUCAGUGAAAUCGAUGUUGGGAGGCCAUAUCCUGGCUUCCCGACUGUGCCAGCUUUCAGUGCUGGCUUCCUGCCGAUCUUGGCAAGGCUGAUAUGUGUAAGCUUCAGCACUGAAUCCCUCAAGGUUCCUUAUCAUGUCCUCUUAUCGUCUCCUCCACGAAUAACGAAGCACAUCGUCAUCCUGUAUAAGAAUUCUCAUUUUCCGCACUUAUCGCCGGUUACUGCAGAGGAUAAUAAAGGAGUCUUACACCAGCGUCAAACGGUCCCUUAUGAUCGUGGUCGGGCCUGAUCCGGAUCGAACUUAUUGAUCACGUUUCGCUCUUUUACGCAAGCUGCAGAAUGAAGCCAAUAGCUGUUGAGCAUUUUGAUCAGGAUCAGGCUUAAUCGCGAUCAGCAGUGCAUCGUGUGGCAACGGGGUAACAUUAUUCCUGGGUGAAAUAGGUGACUGUUGUUGUCACAAGGAUUCAGUUCGAACUUAUGCAACACCCAAGCAAGCUCUUUCAAGUUCGGAAAACAGUUCAUUAUGCCUGCCUUCUUUGAUAAACGCCACACCGGGUUCUCCUAUCUUCUUUACCAAACCUCAAACUAAGGUUCCUCUAGAAUGUGAAUGUUAGAGAGACGGGAGGGUGUUUUCAGACGUGGUGUGAACAUAGCGAGUGUCUCAUUCAAUGACUUCCUAAGAAUAUGCGCAAGCCUACAGUGACCAGGCUCGUAGCCGAGGGGGGGGGGGGGG
Messenger RNA from Rhipicephalus sanguineus (brown dog tick), 3707 nucleotides. Its product is annotated as 17-beta-hydroxysteroid dehydrogenase type 6. Bases 1409 to 2386 code for a protein of 325 amino acids. Gene Ontology annotation, molecular function: oxidoreductase activity. The transcript is spliced from 5 exons. NCBI's taxonomy places the organism in Eukaryota, Metazoa, Arthropoda, Arachnida, Ixodida, Ixodidae. The record is from RefSeq and is a predicted model, not a curated record.